CGCGGAUUGACUCAGCCUUGCUGAUCGCCAUAACUGGGAAACGGUAGUAGCUAGCCGUUCGGGCGCUCGUGCCUGUUGCCAGGUGAAUCAGGAUGGGUGACAGGCCAAUUUGGGAGCAGAUAGGAUCUAGCUUUGUGCAGCACUACUACCAGGUGUUUGACACAGACAGAACCCAACUCGGAGCAAUAUAUACUGGUGAAUCAUGCCUUACGUGGGAAGGACAGCAAUUCCAGGGAAAAGCAGCGAUUGUUGAGAAACUUUCUAGCCUUCCGUUUACGAAAAUUGCUCACAGCAUAACGGCGCAAGAUCACCAGCCAACUCCUGACAGCUGUAUACUGAGUAUGGUAGUAGGACAACUAAAAGCUGAUGAGGACCCCAUCAUGGGAUUCCAUCAGAUCUUCCUCUUGAAGAACAUAAAUGACGCCUGGGUGUGCACCAAUGACAUGUUUCGACUGGCACUACAUAAUUUUGGCUAAAGGCACAGGUGGGAAGUGGGAUCAUAGGGGAAGGUGGUGGGGGGGAAGGGGCUGCACUCCCACCCCUCCUCAUCCAGCUCACUCCUGAUGUCCAGCUUCCUCUGCCCACCUGCCCUCCACCCUCCAUUCCUGCCUUUGAGAGUCAGCCUGCUCCACACUGGAUUCCAGAUGUCACUCACGAAAAACAAAGUUGAUAGGCAGAAUUGAAAUGCAGACACAUGCAACCUUUGUGACAGAGCCUAGACAUUGUUCCUUCGCUGACUUGCUGCAGCUGCCAGUGGAUUAUUGCCACCCUUGCACUGUUCUGCAUGAUAUCGGGAAGCUAGAAAAGCUGCAUUCGAAGAUGCCGGGAAAUUUUUACAGUGUUUUAUACUUUUAUUUCAUUUUGGCUUUGGUUGAGGGGUUUUUU
Molecule: messenger RNA, 885 nt
Organism: Scleropages formosus (Asian bonytongue)
Lineage: Eukaryota; Metazoa; Chordata; Actinopteri; Osteoglossiformes; Osteoglossidae
Gene: nutf2
Product: nuclear transport factor 2
Exons: 5
Coding region: 93-476 (127 amino acids)
Biological process (GO): nucleocytoplasmic transport
Source: RefSeq, a predicted model, not a curated record